Molecule: messenger RNA, 1458 nt
Organism: Haliotis rubra (blacklip abalone)
Lineage: Eukaryota; Metazoa; Mollusca; Gastropoda; Lepetellida; Haliotidae
Exons: 3
Coding region: 1-489 (162 amino acids)
Source: RefSeq, a predicted model, not a curated record
AUGUAUGAACUGUCGCAAUUUUGCAAGAACCAGGAUUCAGCAAGUUUCGACUGUCGCAUCGAGUCUCGUACAGCUAUGUUUUACUAUGUGGAUACUGAAUGUGCACAGGGCUGCAACAACCCUCUCUAUGCUCUCAUCACUUGUGGAGAUGGCCAGCUGUAUGCUCUCAUCACUAGUGGAGACGGCCAGCUGUAUGCUCUCAUCACUAGUGGAGAUGGACAGCUGUAUGCUCUCAUCACUUGUGGAGACGGACAGCUGUAUGCUCUCAUCACUUGUGGAGACGGCCAGCUGUAUGCACUCAUCACUUGUGGAGACGGACAGCUGUAUGCUCUCAUCCCUUGUGGAGACGGCCAGCUGUAUGCUCUCAUCACUUGUGGAGACGGACAGCUGUAUGCUCUCAUCACUAUCUUUGAUAGGAAGAUUGUUCUCCCGGAGCCACACAUGUUGAACAUACAUUUAUUAUAUUAUUUAUUGAGCAGUUUUAUCUGAUGUAUGAUGUAUCAUGUGAUUCGGUGAACAGUACCAUGUUUAUCCAUACUGAUACCAGUAGUUAUGCAAGUUCCGUAAACAUGGUCGUCUAGCAAAACCUGUCAUUGUGUGUCUCAGUACAAGAUCUCAGAAUACACACUCAUCUACUCACCAUUACACAUAUUUCCUAUAUGUCCAGAUGUAACAGAAGUUAUUUAGUGAAAGGAGAAUGUAUUUAUGGAAAUAUAUUAAUACAGGGGCUGUUACCUCAUAUAUCGUCAGUAUGUGAUGUGCAGUGGUAUCCUUACUGAACCUGUUAUCCCUCUCAGAGAAUAAUCCUAUAUACAUGUAUCUUGGAACCUCCAUGUGUAUCCCAAUCAAUGGAGUAGCCUCAUGGUUAAAGCGUUUGCUCAUUACACCAAGGGUUCAAUUCCCCACAUACAUACAAUGUGUGAAGCUCAUUUCUGGUGUCCCCUGCCGUGAUAUUGCUGGAAUAUUGCAAAAACAAGCAUAAAACCCAGAUCACUCACUCAGUGUAUAUGUAUCAUUGCAUAUGAGAGUCCCUCAUCUGUAUUGCUUACUAAGAAAGACAUAGCAAGGAUAUAAUCUGAACUGCUGAUCAUAAAAUGUGAAUAUUGUUAGUUUGAUUCAAGUUACAAAAUGAUUGUUCAUCUGCAAACUUAAUGGUUUAUACCACUCAAACUCAAAGGGAUAUUCUAUGGAGACAGAAAGUGAUGAAUUGCUUGGACAUGUUGUCAGGCAAGUAGUAUGCCAAGCAACAUACCAACUUGAAAUCAAAAUACACAUUUCAAUAUGUUACUGUCCUUGUUUUUAAAAUUGUAUGAAUAUGAUCAAAACACCGACAGCAAGGUGUAUUAACCAACAAAACAUCCGACAUCUCGGCAAUGUUUAAUGUGAAGGUAAUAUCCAUGAAUAGUGAUAAGGUUUCCUUCUUUUAAACUCUGUUUUAUGUAUGCAGGCAUUCAGCUU